AUGAAGCUUCAGUGGAGCCGUUCAAAAACGCCACCUCAGAAUGAGGAGGUUUCGUCAUUAGAAGGCAGUGGAGCUAAUUCUCAAUUGGAAACUUCCAAUGAUAACAUUAAAGAGAAUGCCACUCAAACGUUGACAUAUGGUGCAGACGAGCAAAAUGCCGGACCAUAUUCAACCUUUGUUGAUGGUGAAGCUGAUGGUGAAGACAAAAAAGAUUUUGAAGAUGGUUACGAUGAACAAUCGGUAUUCUCUGACGAAUAUGAUGAAGGUCUUUCGUGGUUUGUUAUCGUUUUGACUCUUGUUUCCUCUAUUUCAGGAUUCAUGUUUGGUUACGAUACAGGUUAUAUUUCUAGUGCAUUGACCUCAGUCAAACAAGAUCUUUCUAAUAAAACACUUUCUUAUGGUGAUAAGGAAAUUCUAACAGCAGCUACCUCUCUAGGUGCUUUCAUAUCGAGUCUUUUCGCCGGUAUUGUUGCUGAUAUUAUUGGUAGAAAACCCUCUAUUAUGGCAUCUAAUGUCAUGUUCCUCGUAGGAAUUGUGCUACAAGUUUGUGCUCAUAAGUACUGGCAAAUGGCUGCAGGUAGAUUAAUUAUGGGUUUUGGUGUUGGUGUUGGUUCUUUGGUAGCACCAUUAUUCAUCGGUGAAAUCGCUCCUAGUAUGAUUAGAGGUAGGUUAACGGUUAUCAACUCAUUGUGUGUAACUGGUGGCCAAUUAGUUGCAUAUGCUUGUGGUGCAGGUUUAACGCAUGUUAAUAACGGCUGGAGGGUUCUGGUUGGAUUGGCACUGAUCCCAGUGGCAUUACAAUUUGCAUUUUUCAUGUUUUUGCCAGAUACCCCCAGAUACUAUGUUAUGAAAAAUGAUGUUGAAUCUGCUAGAAAAGUUUUGAGAAGAACUUACCGUCGUGCACCAGACCGCGUUAUCGAUGCUAAGGUCAAAGAAUUGCAUGAAUUGAAUGAUGGUAUUGAUGGUAAGAAUGUUUUGGAUAAGGUUUGGAACAUGACUAAAGAAUUGCACGCUAAUCCCGCCAAUUUAAGAGCUUUAAUCAUCGCUUGCGGUCUCCAAGGUAUUCAACAAUUUACUGGUUUCAAUUCACUGAUGUAUUUCUCAGGAACUAUUUUUGAGACAGUGGGAUUCAACAAUUCUUCUGCAGUUUCUUUGAUUGUCUCUGGUACGAAUUUCGUCUUUACAGUGAUAGCCUUCUUCACCAUCGAUAAACUGGGACGUAGACCUAUCUUGUUGAUUGGUGUUCCAGGUAUGAUGGUAGCUUUAAUUAUCUGUGCUAUUUCAUUCCAUUUCAUUGGUAUUAAAUUCGAAGGCACAAGUGCUAUCGUAGAACAUAGUGGUUUCACCUCUUGGGGUAUUCUAAUCAUUGUAUUCAUCGUUGUGUAUGCUGCAUUCUACGCAUUGGGUAUUGGUACCGUUCCUUGGCAACAAUCUGAAUUGUUCCCUCAAAACGUUAGAGGGGUCGGUACUUCAUUAUCCACUGCAACUAAUUGGGCUGGUUCCUUAGUCAUUGCAGCUUGUUUCUUAACGAUGUUGCAAAAUAUUACACCAUCGGGUACAUUUGCCCUUUUCGCAGCUAUAGCAGCUGUGUCUUCGGUAUUUAUCUAUUUUUGCUACCCAGAAUUAUCAGGCUUGGAAUUGGAAGAAGUUCAAGAGGUCCUAAAGAAUGGAUUCGGUAUUAAAAAAUCAAAAGAAUUGGCCAAACACAGGAAAAAACAAGCAGCAGCUGCAAAGGCAGCUGCUCAGCAUAAAAUUCCUAGAAAUGAAAUUAUGGGUGAUUAA
Molecule: messenger RNA, 1782 nt
Organism: Zygosaccharomyces rouxii
Lineage: Eukaryota; Fungi; Ascomycota; Saccharomycetes; Saccharomycetales; Saccharomycetaceae
Product: sugar porter family MFS transporter
Exons: 1
Coding region: 1-1782 (593 amino acids)
Biological process (GO): transmembrane transport
Cellular component (GO): membrane
Molecular function (GO): myo-inositol:proton symporter activity
Source: RefSeq, a predicted model, not a curated record